AGGAUAAUGGCUUAAGUUUUGCGAGGGACUCUGUCGGCGCAGUCACCACGGCAAGCGGCAGGCCAGCGGUCGAUACGUUAGAGCGCUGUUUGGAUACGAGAGUCAAGGCGCGGUCAACAGCAAUCCAUGGAAGGUGUUCAGGACUGUUAGAAAGUUUUCAAAGGAUACAUAUUUCCAUACUUAUCCCACAGGAUUAGAACUUGCGAAGGAACUAUUCUUUUUCAGGAUGAAGAUGAUCUGCAAUGGCGAAAUGUCGCGGAUUUCACGCGUGGUGUGGAUCCUUUUGAUAGCUCUCGUGUCAGAGCUGCGCCCCGCUGUCGCCCUGCAGGACUGUAUCACUGGCCUCAUUGAAUGCAGCAGACCAAUGAUGUACCCAACAAUUUUGACGGUACUGGGAAACGCAUCAAAUCCGGAAACACGCAAAACACCUUGCACGGCUUACAAACAGUAUACAAGCUGUAUGGCGAAUAACGGUGAUGAAUGCAAUUCGGAAUAUGAAUAUAUCAUGGGGAGGAGGUUGGUAGAAAACGGUAUGGGGAGAUUAUGUAAUGACCAAGAGGAAUACGUUUACAAAGAAUAUCAAAAACACGCCAGCUGUUACGUUAAGAGUCCUAAAAUGGCAAAAUGUGUCGACGAAAUGGUGAAGAAGUUACAGGACGGCACUAAUAUGGCUGAUAAUGAGUUAUGCAGCCCUACGCUGAAGAUGUUAACUUGCCUGAGCGACCAAGUGCGGGCUAACUGUGGAGGGAAUGCCCUCAAACUCUCCUUGAUUCUCCUGCCCUCUACCUUCCCGUUCGAGUUUGUCUCCUGUCUAGAGGAGCUUGACAAGCUCACAGACAGCAAGAACUUCUUCCAAGAGAUGACAGACGAUGACGGAAAGCAGAUGAACAAGGCUUAUAUCUCCUGGUUGGUGUCGUCCGGGUCUACAAAAUAUAGCCAAGGAGCAGUUAUCUUUUCAGUUUUAGUCUCUGUGGCGUUUUGGUUGAUAUCAAGGUCAAGGUCAUGAGGAUACGGUCAGGGUCAUAUGAGUGCCAAGGUCAUUUACGAAUGGGUCAUCCAAAGGCAAACGCACAGUUAUACACUCACAUCGCCUGGACCGGUCUCGUGACUGUGUGUAGACGAGACAUGUUGACCUUUUGAAAUAAAGGAUUGGUCCGUAGGACAUCUAAUUAGUAUUGCCAAUGUAGGAUUUCCCGUGACCUGAUGGAGUACGAACAUAAUAUGAUCAUAAAUGAAUAAGCGUAAAGGUAAAAUCACUGGAAAGUAGUAUAGGCUACUUUUUAGUGAUAUAUACCUUAUUGUUUAUUUCCUUUAUGUCAUGAUUACAUUGCAAAGAGUAUAAGGAGCUAUGUUUUGGGAGUCUCUAUUAUAACAUUGUCGUCUGAUUGAAAAAAUUGAAAAAUAAAUGAACGCAGCUUCAUUGCCAUCUUUUAUGAGGGAUUUACCAGUUUUAAUAUGUUUUCCUUGGGAUAGCCUUCACAUUUGCAUUACAGAUGUGCAGACAGAUUUGGAUGAUUUGCCAUUUUUACGGUAUUUUCAUCAAUAAGUAAUUGAAGACAAGUUAUUGGCCCAGUGUAUCAUUUUGAGAUGGCCCUGUAAAAAAUAAAGAAAUUGGUCAUGCAACAAAUCACAUCUAAACUGUUUUAGAUGGACCAGAAGGUAUUUGCAUUAUUCUGUCUGAUGAGUGGUACUUAUGAGUAUCAAUGUACAGGUUUUUGGUGGGCCUCGGAGAAGCCUAUUUAAAAAUGAUUAUUAACACGAUAUGAGCGUCUUCAUACACCUGGCAGUUGAAAGAAAGGCUCGGCAUAUCCAUAACAAGUUCACCUUCGACUGGAGAAUAGGGAAAACGGCUUGAUGACAAAAAAUAAUUUUGUGCAUGCUAGUUGUUGCAUUCAUAAUCAUUAUACUAUAUGUCUCAAAACUAUUCAUUUUUGUACUACGUGAAAGCGAGAAUGCUUACAAAACAUUUUUUACGUUUUAUAGCAAUCCAAAACCUUUCCAUUUUAACCUAUCUUUUUCAUGUCUGAUAUAAGGUGACGCGGCACGUUCACAAGAAACCAAAAAAAGCGCUCAGAAAGGUACUUCUUUUCCUUUCGAAAACAUCAGACCCUUGAAAAAAAUCAUGAUCUGAUGAAUUAUAUGAAAUAUGUAUCACGAGUAUAAAGGCUUAUCCAGCAUCAGCGGCGUAUCACGCUCAAGGCCUUUGCCAGUGUUCCUCGUCGCCAAGAGGUGAAACUACAUGUAUAUGUUUUAUGCUUAAUUAUUUUCCUUAUGGCUGAUAAUCGGAUCAAUUUGACAUGAACAUAUAGAUUUAGUUGGGAUUUUAUGAUGCUAAUUGUGACACACGGGUAUUUGUGAUUGUCUUCGGGGAUGGUUGUUUCUCUGACAUGGGAGUGUCCCGGCCGCGAGGGUUUUUUAUUACAGGUAGGUUCGUACCAUUGUGUACAUUGACAGGCAAAUUGACAAAUUUCCGAAGAGAAAUUCAUUAUUAAAAUAAUUAAGUAAAUGAAAAAAAAAGCAAUAAAAACAAAGUGCAUAAUUUUUUGGGUCCUUCCGAGAUUCGAACUCGCACCAUUUGUCAAUGUGAUCUUGUUUACUGACUGACAACACGUGUGUUUCUUACUUGAUGACGUCAGGCGAAGUUACUGAACUCUGAUUGGCUGUCAAUGUACACAAUGGUACGAACCUGCCUGUAAAAAAACCUCGCGUCCGGCCGGGGUGGAACUGUUCCUCUCCGGUGUUGUUGUGUAAAGUGCGAGGGAACGAAUGUACACCUGUUGAGAGAACUCAUAAAGAAAGAAUAGGUAAGCUGAUAUUUUAAGGACGGACCCAACGUGGGGCCACUGUACGCCCGGAGUUAUUCCCCGGCUAAACACAACUCCGUCUUAAAUAUCAGCUUACCGAUUCUUUCUUUAUCAUUUCUCUCAACAGAUGUAAUUCGUUCUAACAUUUUACACAACAACCUCGGAGAGGAACAGUUCCACCGCGGCCGGACACUCCCAUGGCAGAGGAACAACCAUCCCCGAAGACAAUCACAAAUACCUAUGUCACACUAAUCAAGGCUUCGAUAUGUGUCUGUCAUUAUAGGCUAUGUGUCAGUGUCUGAUAUUGAUGAACAUGGUAAAAUUAGCGGAACAAUUUUAUUUAGCUAAAAUGUACAUCCUAUACACUAUUGUACUGUAUAACUUUGUAAUAACAUAAGUGUAAUUGGUGUUGAUGUGUAGAGUUACAUAUAAUGACCAGUGUGACAUCUUUCAGUGUUUCCCAUAUUGCAGUGUUCCUCAUUGUUCCCCUAUUCACGGAUAAGUCGAUCACAUUCCGAUCCCGAGGUCGCCUCGCCAACCCACGACCUUUCGACUGUCUCGUGAUGGUGUAAUUUCACCUGCAUAUCAUUCCCUUUGAUUGCAAUAGUGGACACCAAAUUAGCUACCAUAGGUGUUUUGUAACUCGAUGUGAAAUGAUAAUUGAAAAUGUGUCAAGCUUCAGUGUUAUCAAUAAAUUGUUUGGAA
Lineus longissimus is the source of this 3509-nucleotide messenger RNA. RefSeq lists its product as uncharacterized. The transcript has 5 exons. The record is from RefSeq and is a predicted model, not a curated record. The coding region runs from base 227 to 1006 and encodes 259 amino acids. NCBI's taxonomy places the organism in Eukaryota, Metazoa, Nemertea, Pilidiophora, Heteronemertea, Lineidae.